GUCCACACGUGGGUUUAUUAAGGGUAUAUAAGCAACUUUGCAUCACAUGAGACUCAAACAGCCGGAAUCUUGGAUGCACGACUGGGAGUUUUCCUUUUCUUGCUUGUGACAGUCCUACAGACAGUAGUCGGUUUUUGAAUAAACAGUCGGAGUGAAGAAAACAAUUGAUAAACUUGUAACCAUGGUACUAAGGAGGAUUUUGUUUCUACUUUCUGUGAUUACGAUUAUGAAGUACGGGAAAGGACAAAAAAGUGACAACUCUUCUACUGAGAUACCACUACUGGACAAUCUUAAUAUGCCUUUAGUUGCUCUGUUCGAUACCACGAAACUUAACGAGGUGUUGAAGAUCGCUAUACAGAAGACAGUAGAAGAUACCAUGAACGAGAUGGUUCCUCAGAUAAAACAGGCUGUUAUUAAAGACAUAGGAAACGAACCUGGACGAAAAAGGGAAAGGCCAGCCUUUACAGCAUCGCUUACAUCAUCUAAGAGUCUUGCUAGUAAUGAAGUUGUAGUAUUUGACAAAGUAUGGUUAAACAUUGGUGGAGUCUACAGUCAGGACACUGGAGUUUUUACUGCGCCAAAAACGGGACUUUACUCUAUUUCAACAACGGUUAUGUCUUAUUAUGCCAAGUAUUUGCACUGCUUUCUGUGGAAAAAUAAUGAGAGAAUGGUCCAGGCCUUCGGUAAUAAUUUAUCAACUGGGACUCUGAAUGUUGUGAUGGCAUUGAAGAUGAAUGACAAAGUUUUUGUUAAACAUGCCGGUGGUACGGAAAUAAUUGUUGGAGAACAUAGGUCGACAUUUUCUGGAUACCUAAUUAGCAAGUAAACCAGUAAAAUAACUUUUAGAAGAAAUUGAUCUGGAAAUAAGAAAUGUUUUGGAGGCAGCCGUCAUCAAAUAUGUUGUGUAUAGAUAAUGUUAUACUCAUGUGAACUGCAAAAAUAAAAAUGCUAGUACCUAUAUUAUUUCAAAUUAUAAAAAAAUAGAAUUUGUUUAGUUAUCGACCGAACAAUUCAUUACAUUUAUAUCGUAAUAAAUAAAUACUUUUCCAGAAUA
Messenger RNA from Mytilus trossulus (common blue mussel), 1054 nucleotides. RefSeq names its product complement C1q tumor necrosis factor-related protein 4-like. NCBI's taxonomy places the organism in Eukaryota, Metazoa, Mollusca, Bivalvia, Mytilida, Mytilidae. The coding region runs from base 182 to 826 and encodes 214 amino acids. The record is from RefSeq and is a predicted model, not a curated record. Gene Ontology annotation, molecular function: protein binding. The transcript has 3 exons.